Symbiodinium sp. CCMP2592 is the source of this 759-nucleotide messenger RNA. The record is from the annotation of a GenBank genome assembly. NCBI's taxonomy places the organism in Eukaryota, Dinophyceae, Suessiales, Symbiodiniaceae.
AUGGGGGCUGAACUGUCUUCCCCCGGUCCCACCCUGGAGUCAGUUCUCGAGGGUGUUGGUCCGGACAUGCGCGGAAAGCUGUCCACGCAUUUAGAAUCCAUGAGCUCCCGAAACUUGAGGUUUCGUCAUGUUGCGAUUUGGCGGGAUCCCUUUCUUGGUGGGACAAUCGAUCACCACACAGUUGUGUACGAGUACCUGGACGGAAGACGCUUGAUGAGCCUGAAGCUGGACUGGGGCCGAGAAGGCUUGCAUUUCCAUGACAGCCCUGAGGACCCCUGCCCCAACGGCGAUGUCUUGGAGCGAAAGUGGUGUGCGCGCUUGACACCAGUCGAGGUCCAGUUACAUUGGGAUGAUGUCAAAGAAAGAAACUACGAGCUUUCGCGAUGGAAUUGUCAGCACUUCAGCAGGUACAUGUACGACAAGGCAGAUGAAGGAAGCGUGGACAUGGCUGUAGCUGCGGUCGAGUUUGGAGAGGUCAAAGGCUUGCUUGCCGUCAUCCGGAGACUGGCAUUGGCUUUUGUGCUUCUGCCUGCGGUGUUGUUGGUGAUUUCAGGCGAGGUGGAGGAUCGCCCCGGCACCACCUGGGAGGAUGACAUGCCCGUGUGGCCGGACACAGACGACGAAGGUGCCGACGGUGUGCAGUGCCAAGGCCCCUUCUAUGGGGGACUCAUGCCAAUGACAGAAACGAUGACAUUGCUGAGCUGCUUGUCAAGAUUUAUGACAUGGAUGCCGCGAAUGCGGCACACCACGCCCGUCUAA